UUUCCAGCACCUUCGAUAAUCCGUCACAGUAUUAAUAACAACCAUACGAUGAACAAGCUUCUUCUGACUGGUGCUUCAAUAAUUUGCUUCGUAUUUAGUCAUGGAGAUGAGAUAAACGACUUAGACCUAUGCGUGGGGAACCUAACCAGCAUCGAUGGAAAUUCAGAAGUAUUCAAAAAUGCACCAUCGGGCAUAAUGUAUAUUUCUCUUUGCAAAAACGAUCUGAUGACCAUCGAUAAAAUCACGUUCCUGCGAUUCAACCAUCUAGAAAGCUUAAUUCUGGAUAAAAACAGACGCUUACGUUUUCCUGGCGAUGGAUCUCAUUUUCUUGAGCUGAAAAGUUUGAUAGAUUUGCAGUGUUUUCAAUGUGGCGUUGAUAGAAUUUACAACCACUCACUGCAGGGAAUGCCUCGAUUGGACCAGAUCAACUUGUCCGAUAAUGUUAUAGAAAAGAUUGAAGUUGGAGCAUUUUAUGGCAACAUGCAGCUGGAGCAGAUUGACUUGCGUUCGAAUCAACUGAGACGAGUGCCCAGUGAAAUGUUGACACCACUUGUCAGUAUCCGAAGGAUUGAUUUGAGUUUAAAUGUGGAACUUGCUCCGGGAGACAGUGAACCUUUUCUAAUAAGCACAGCGUUGGAAAAUUUGAGGUGUGACGAAUGUGGGUUUGUGACAGUUCAGAAAUAUACAUUUGCCAUGCUUCCAAAUUUGAAGAAACUGUAUCUUCGGAGAAACAAAAUUUCUCAAAUACAUGGGCUGGCAUUCCCUCAACUGGAUUUAACGAUACUGAUGCUAGAAAGUAAUGCACUCAAGAGCAUCGAUCCUUGUAUAUUAAAAGUGAUGAAAUUGAAAAUGUGCUUGGAUGACAAUACCAAUGAACUGCUGUGCUACCUCAAAGAUUUAUCCGAUCAAGAAAGAUUUAUCUGUUCCAAUACUUCGAGAGAGAAUACUGGAUGUAUGGUACCAAGCACAACUACAUUUGAAGUCACUAAUGGUAGCACUGAUCCUGGGCUGUCCACCAUUCCUUCGGAAACCAUCCCAAAUACCGACAACUAUUUAGCUUCAAUUGUCUCCGCACCAACAACGGAGAACAUACACGGAAUUAUAGACACACGGAUGAUUGGUCACCUAAUAUUAAUAUACCUGACCCUGAUUGUCAUCUUCGUUCUGCUGGUAGGUGUUUGGUUCAAAUUGAAAAAGAAAGACACUACUUGGGACAGCGGAAGGUUCACCGAAAGCAUGUCCUCUCGGCUUCCCAGCUACGAGUCGGUAGGUAUGUUGAUUUCCACUGAUCUUUGAUUUUCUGAGUCCUACAGCUCUGAUCUUCGGAGGUGACUUCAGCAUUUCGUGACUCUGAUAACAUAUG
Molecule: messenger RNA, 1363 nt
Organism: Ochlerotatus camptorhynchus
Lineage: Eukaryota; Metazoa; Arthropoda; Insecta; Diptera; Culicidae
Exons: 2
Coding region: 49-1296 (415 amino acids)
Molecular function (GO): protein binding
Source: RefSeq, a predicted model, not a curated record